GCAAGUGCCACUGACGUUCUACUGGAACGAAAACAAAGGAACGCAUGUCGCAUGCCACUGACGUUUCUGUUGAUCCAACGAUUGCAGUAACUGCAGCUGUUGUUUAUCGCAUUGGUGCCUUGAUUCGAAGUGAUAAUACCGUGGACCAGACUGUUGUUGGUUUCAGUAGUGUCUCGAUCAUUGUGCCUUUGAGUGAAUUUUAAUGAAAUUGGAGGUGAGAAAAUUAUGUGGAAAUUAUUGGAGCCUGGGAGCUCACCAGUCGACUGGUGCGAGGGAAAUUACAGUAUUUCACCGCUUAUAGCUGAGUUUACGAAUACACUCAGUAAUUUCCUAUUUCUACUGCUGCCACCGAUUCUAAUGCACCUAUUCAGGGAUUACGGUAGAUUUGUUAAUCCCGCAAUUCAUGUCAUCUGGGUUCUCCUCAUGGUCGUUGGAUUGAGCAGCGCUUAUUUCCAUGCCACACUCUCGUUAGUAGGACAACUCCUGGAUGAACUUGCGAUCCUCUGGGUCUACAUGGCUGGGUUCUGCAUGUUCUUUCCUCGAAGAUACUUCCCUAUAUUCAUGAACAAUGAUAGGAAGAUAUUUUCUGCCCUUGCUAUGCUGGCUACUGUUAUCGCCACUGGAUUGGCCCUUGUGCAUCCGGCGAUCAAUGCAUUUGCACUCAUGUGCCUGGGGAUACCAGCAUUUGCAUAUAUGUUCAUUGAGCUCAAGAGAACGAAAUCAGCAAGAGUAUAUCGACUAGGUGUUCGUUGUGCUGCUAUUUGGCUCUUAGCAGUUGCCUGUUGGUUGAACGAUCGUUUAUUCUGCGACACAUGGUUGAGCCUGAAUUUCCCAUAUCUUCAUGCACUCUGGCACUUGUUCAUCUUCAUUGCAAGCUACACAGCAACCGUUCUCUUCGCGUACUUCUCAGUCAAACAAGAGAGACCACAGCAACAGCCAAUGCUCAAAUACUGGCCCAGGGACAAUUUCGAGCUUGGAAUACCGUAUGUAACUAUCAGGAGUUACAUGCGUUUGGAUAACAACACGAAUAUCUAGGCGGUGAAUCAUUCUAGGGAUUCAUUCGAUGCGUUCGCAUUGAAAGAAUUGUCAUAUUGUCGUGAGCAUUCAGUAGUUCGAUUUGGGCAGGAUUGCAGGAACAUCGAGGAAUUCUAUCGGAUUUCUAUUGAAAUUUCUAUCCGGUUUUAUGUGGGUAUUUUUUUAAAAGAGAACUGUUCAAUGGUAAAUAUUCGAUGAAAAAAUCAGUGAAAUUCGAUUUUUCUGUACAAUUUAUUCUAUCUAGAUUCUUUCUGUAGAACGUUUUUUUGCUUAUUUUUUUUAAAUUUCCUAUGGAAAAUGUUUCAAUAAAAAAAUUGUAUAGAAAGGCGAAAUAUAACUGACUUUUUCUAUCAAAUAUUUUCUGGAAAACGUGCAGUCAAGCUGUGAAAUUCUUUAACAGAACUAAUAGAAUUUUUUAUAGAAAUUCCUCGGUUCAAAAUUUCGAAGUUUUUUUGUUUGAUUUUAUUAAUGAAAAGAGGAGGAAGAUAGAGUGGGGAGUUGGAAAAUCUAUGUCGCAAAUUUUAAUUUUAAAUUAUUUCUUAUGAUGUAAUAUUAUUCUUAAUAAUUAUUGAAGCUUGAUUAUUUUAGAAAGGUGAAUGCUGCCGAUUUAUUUUCGCUUCUAAACGUGACGUUUAACAAAUAGUGUCUAUUGUAUUACUCUAUUCUGAUGAAAUAAUGAAACAGCCCAGAGAUUUUGUCACAUUGAAUUUAUUUUACUCGUUGCUUCUUGAAAUAUUUUCAGAAAUUUCUAUCAGCUAUUGAUUUUAAUUAGUAUUUAUCUUAGCAAUAUAUUCAGUUACUAUUUUAUUCGUCAUAUUUAAUGACUUUGGAAUUACGAAUUGCUCUUGUUUCACUCGUGGAAACCCUGAAAUUUUAUCAAAAUUUAAAAGAAACGCUUUCUCACUCUCGUUCAACCGUUCGACGCAUCAUCUGUGAUAUUUUAUUACUUAAUUGUCACAAUUGCUUAUUAUCAUUACAUGAAUCAGAAGAAUCCGAGAUUUUCCAUCCUCGGGGGAAAGGAUUUCCUGACGUGACACAAACAUUAAAUAUUGAUGAAUGUUAAUUUAUUCAUUAAAAAAAAACGUUUGUUUUUAUAUUUUAAUACACGAAUAAUACGAAUCGUAAGUAUAGAUUGUAAAUGAGAAUUCAAUAAUUGCGCUGAAUGAACGCCAAGUCUACAAUUGUGAUAAUAAUGAAUUUUACAGAAAAUUGUACAUUAAAAUCAGAGGCACUGAGAGCAGUAUUUAUUGUAAAAAUAAUUGCAGUUGAUGGUUAAUUAUAGAUUUGAUUGAAUAACUGUAUUGAUUAUGAUAAGAGAUUCGAUAUCGACAGCUGUUAUAUUCGAAUAAAAAAUGUUAUCUUGGAUAUUUUAUCAACAAAGCAAACAUUGUUUUUAUUCAUCAUUUGACCCAUUUAUUUAUUUUAUUGAUUCAAAUGGAGAAGUGGGAGACGAUGGCAUCUGCCUGUGAAAGACGAGAUUUGCUAAAUUUUUUGGGAAUGGAGAAAUUUUUGAUGCAAUUUGCCAUUCUCUGUGGAAAGGAUUUCCUAACGUGACGCAAACAUUGAAUAUUCUUUAUUAUUAUUAUCAUUAUUAUUAUUAUUAUUAUUAUUAUUAUUAUUAUUAUUAUUAAUUUAUUUAUCCAUAUAUAGCCGAUUAGGUUUUUUGCGUAACAUUGAAUAUUCAUGAAUGUUAAUUUAUUCUUUAGAAAAAUCAUUUUUAUAUUUUAAUACACGAUUGAUACAAAUCAUAAAUAUAGAUUUGAUUGAAUAUUUGUAUUGAUUAUG
Messenger RNA from Diachasma alloeum, 2820 nucleotides. It is a transcript of the gene bwa, whose product is annotated as alkaline ceramidase. Gene Ontology annotation, biological process: ceramide metabolic process. The coding region runs from base 226 to 1035 and encodes 269 amino acids. Gene Ontology annotation, molecular function: hydrolase activity, acting on carbon-nitrogen (but not peptide) bonds, in linear amides. Gene Ontology annotation, cellular component: membrane. Lineage: Eukaryota; Metazoa; Arthropoda; Insecta; Hymenoptera; Braconidae. The transcript has 4 exons. The record is from RefSeq and is a predicted model, not a curated record.